CAACAUUCUUACUUCUGAGGCAAGGAUCAUGCCUUUUGGUAGCUUGCGUGCAAACUUUACUUUCCGUUGCGUGCGGAGUUAAGUCUGCACGCAGGCUAGCUUUUUGGUGACGGCAUAUCAAAAUUUGCUCCAAACGUAACAUUUGUUUAACAGUAAAAGUAAAGAUAAAUCUAAACUGUUUUUCAGCUUCAAGUAGUGAAGAAUAUAUGAUAGUAAUAUCUUUAAUCAGGCACCGCGGAGCGUUGAGAAAAGUGGGCGUCCUAAAAAAAGUGGGGGGGGGGGCUAAAACCGUAUAAAAAGAGGCUUUUCUGGUAGUUUGAUACUUAAUAUUUGGCAUUUUUGCAAAAAGUGGGAAGGCUAAAGCCCCCCAGCUCCCCCUGCUCCGCGGUGCCUGUUAAUAACACAGGGGGCAAAAUGAUUCAGAAUGAAUGCAUAGUAUCGUGAACAAGAUCUAUUCUAUGUGUGCACCGGUAACAAAAUAGCGAGCUGCAAAGAUCAAUUAACAGUAAAUGCCUUUUGAAAGUUUUCUGAUAAAUGUAUUGAGUUUUACAAAAACGACCUGCGCAAAUAUCAAAAACGUGCUUAUCUCGAUGAUCAAAAAACUAAUGGUUUACAUUGUAGCAAAUGGUAUGUUAGUGUUGUUAGUGACUACAAGGCCAUAGCUGGAAACUGCUAACGAGGAAACUGGGAACUGCAAAAUCAUUGAUAAAUGUAAAAAGUUUGAGUUUCGAAAAACAAAUUUUGAUAAAGACUAAGAAAGAAAGAAGGAUUUGAGAAAGAAAGGCAAAUCGAAUCUUCAAAAUGCAAAGGUAACUUAAUCCAAAAACAACACGUUCGGGGAAUUUUGUUUACAAAAGGCGACGCUUCUAUAAGUCCUCAUAAAUUAUUCAAAAAUUCAACAAAAAUUAGGUGAUCUUGGUCUUUGAAGACACUUGUUGUAAGCGAAGCUCGAUGAAUGGUUAGAUCUCGUCAGCUUGGUGUAAGCUAUCUAAAAGAAUUAGUUCGAAAAGAAAGAAACAAUUGAUGUUGAUUAAAGUUACUAACCCGGGACUAGCAAUUCUUAAAUAACGGUGUUUCAGGAAGGUUUUCAGUUGAAAAAAGACAGUUGGAUACUUUAAAGAUUUCUAGAUGAUGUCAGUUGUUUAUGGUAACGUAGCCACAAAAAGCAGAAAGUUGACAUUAUCCAGUCAUUCAUGACAGAGCUGCGGAAUCUUGGAUUCAUUUUCAAAGUUUCAUGUUUCUGAUUUCCAUUGUGACACUUCAAGUGCAGAGGAAAUAGAUUGACGAAGAUUUCAUUAGCUUUAGGACAAAAAGCCGAAUGUCUGAUUAGAUUGAUUGCUUCUGAUAUGAAUGUUUAUAAAACAGUAGGCCAAGUCUGGAAGGUAUUGACAAAAUAAAAGGGCCGAGGUGGACUCCUUGAGGGAUUUUACACUUGGAUAAGUGCUAGUGUUCAUAGGGCAGUCAACAUUAACGUUAGUUGAAGAUUUAAUACAACCAAGCAGUUGCAAAAGAGAGGAUGUUACUACAUAUUGCGAGGUAGUGUAAAAUAAAUCACAUUCAAAUAGGCGUUCGAAUAAAUGAUAAACAGCUAGGGGACUGUUGGGUGCGGAAAAACAAAGAAACUGGGAAGAGCCAUUUCAGGCCUUGAAGUGAAGACGAACACAAAACAGAAACGGGAGAAGACUCUGAGAUUGUGUCUAAGAAGCCCAAACUACAGUCUGCUGAAAAACUUAACAAACAGGAUGGAAUUGGGAACGUUUAUCACAGGCCUCAUCCUAAGCUGUCUUGGACUAAUCUUGAACACCAUUGAGCUAGUACUGUUAUACCUCCAUAAAACGAGAAAGACGAAAUACCAACACCUGAUUCAAAGUUUAUCUGCAGCUGAUAUUUGUGCAAGCCUUUUCUUCAUGUGCUUAUAUAUAAUCAAACAGUUAAUCCGUGAAAACGAGGCUCAAUACACCGCAGUGUUUGUGACCACGCAUGAUUUGGUAUGGUUCGCUGUCUCAUCCUCUUUACUGCACGUUCUUGCCAUUUCAUUUGAUAGGCUUCUUGCAGUACGGUUUCCCCUCAAGCAUCGCUUUUGGUUCACCCACAAGAAAAACACUGUUUUGAUCGUUGUUAUUUGGGUGCUAUCUUUCCUGCUUUUGGUUCCAACGAUUGUUGUUUAUCUUCUCACAAACGACCACCAUUUGACAAAACUAUUGCUGUCGUCCUUGGUGUUGGUAUGCGGCUUCAUGAUCGUCAUCUUGUACGCAUACAUAAUCUAUAAAACUGUCUCAAAAGAUUGCAUCUUCGAAAUAAUAACACUACAAAGUGGCAAGAAAGAAGUCGUGUCUGCGUGCAGCCCGCGAGAAAAGCGCAUCCUUCAGACCUCAGUCCUGAUUGUCGUUUCAUUCUUCGCAUGCAGUUUUCCAUUUGCUGUUUUGUAUAUUGCCAAAGUGAGAAAUGAUUAUACGACACUGUUGCUUUUGUCAAACAGCAUAUUAAACCCACUGGUGUACUUUUACCAAAGAUACUAUCAAGAAAAGAAAGAAGAAACCUUGCGAAGAAAAGCAGAAAAAUCAGCAAAGAUUUCUCGCGAUAUAGAGUUGCAGGUCGUAGAUGAUUUGUCGGCUAAAAAGCAACCGACAGGAGAAGAUUCUUUAUUGGAGGCUGAGAAAAACUAGACCAACAGGGGGAUGUAGGCAGAGUUGUUACUCGUUUGCCAAAUGAGUUAUCCCCCGUCCUUGUAGUUAGAGUGUGCGCAUUGAACUUUACAAUUACUGC
Rhopilema esculentum is the source of this 2766-nucleotide messenger RNA. RefSeq lists its product as uncharacterized. Lineage: Eukaryota; Metazoa; Cnidaria; Scyphozoa; Rhizostomeae; Rhizostomatidae. Gene Ontology annotation, molecular function: G protein-coupled receptor activity. Gene Ontology annotation, cellular component: membrane. Gene Ontology annotation, biological process: G protein-coupled receptor signaling pathway. The record is from RefSeq and is a predicted model, not a curated record.